This is a messenger RNA of Rhinolophus ferrumequinum (greater horseshoe bat), 2586 nucleotides long. RefSeq names its product ST6 N-acetylgalactosaminide alpha-2,6-sialyltransferase 1 (gene ST6GALNAC1). Bases 138 to 1886 code for a protein of 582 amino acids. NCBI's taxonomy places the organism in Eukaryota, Metazoa, Chordata, Mammalia, Chiroptera, Rhinolophidae. Gene Ontology annotation, molecular function: alpha-N-acetylgalactosaminide alpha-2,6-sialyltransferase activity. The record is from RefSeq and is a predicted model, not a curated record. The transcript is spliced from 9 exons.
GACUCAGCGAGCCACCGUGAGGACCAAGGGUGUGCACUCUCAGGCCAGGAUACCCAGGAGCCCUCACCUCCCUGCUGCCUACACCAAAGCCCCAGGAUAUACAGAAGUUUCCCCAAGGGCCCGACCCACCUGUAGCCAUGAAGUCCUACCUGCAGAGAGGCAGUCGUCUGAGACAGGUUUUCUGCUGGCUCUUGCUUUUGGCAGCAUUGCUCUCCUUCUUCUUUGCCCUGUCUUCCUUCAUUAAGGAACCCAAUACAAAGCCUUCCAGGCAUCAAAAUAUAGAGGAUAUUAAAGAAAGGUCUCCCGAUUUGCUACAAAGGUCCACAUCCCCGGCACCCACAAUGGAAAGGACCACCACACACAUAGGCUCAGUGCAGGAGAACAGCAUGCUGGACAAAAGUCACAAGGCCACAGCCCACAACGCGGCCACAGUGCCCAGCACAGAAAGGACAGCGUUACUCAAGAGUCAGGACAGAAAGGACAUCAUGACAGACACACUGCCCCAGAGAAGUCAGGACAGGGGCGUGGCCUCCAACAGGACACAGUCACUAUCGCCGAAGAGUCAGGACACGAGGACAACUGAAGGAAGGAGGGAACAGAACGAGAGGCCGACAGCCACAGGGACAGUGCCAGCAAAGCCUUGGGGCAGAGCUGUGGCACCCACAGCGAGGACGUCCAUUCCAGGAAGUCGGGCUGAGGUGCCAACCACCGCAGGAGCAGGGGCAACCGGAAGGAGGACAAAAGGAGCGACCAAAGCAGUGGUCCCACCCAUGAAGAAAGUCCCCGUCACCCCACGCUCUGCCCCAUUCCAGAGCCCCACCACGCACAGACGCCCAAGGCUACAGGCCACCAACUUCAAGUAUGAGCCCAAGUGGGAUUUUGAGGAUAAAUAUAGCUUGGAGGUGGGGGGCCUACAGACGGCCUGCCCCGACUCCGUGAAAGUGAGAGCCUCCAAGUCACUCUGGCUCCAGAAUCUCUUUCUGCCCAACCUUACCCUCUUCCUGGACUCCAGCAACUUCAACCUGAGUGAGUGGAACCGCCUGGAGCACUUCAAGCCACCCUUUGGCUUCAUGGACCUCAAUUACUCCUUGGUGCAGAAGGUGGUGACACGCUUUCCCCCGGUGCCCCAGCAGCAGCUGCUCCUGGCCAGCCUCCCUGCUGGGAGCUCCCAGUGCAUCAGCUGUGCCGUGGUGGGCAAUGGGGGCAUCCUGAACAACUCCCACAUGGGCCAAGAGAUAGACAGCCAUGACUACGUGUUCCGCUUGAGCGGAGCUGUCACUAAGGGCUACGAACAGGACGUGGGUACUCGGACAUCCUUCUACGGCUUCACUGCCUUCUCCGUGACCCAGUCACUUCUCACAUUGCACAAUCGGGGUUUCCAGCACGUGCCUGUGGAGAAGGAUAUCCGCUACCUGCACUUCCUGGAAGGCCUCCGGGACUUUGAGUGGCUGGAAGCAAUGCUUUUGAAUCAGACCCUGGCGAAAAAGAGCCUUUCCUGGUUCAGGCACAGGCCCCAGGAGGCUUUUCAGGAAGCCUUGCGAUUGGACAGAUACCUGCUGCUGCACCCAGACUUGAUGCGAUACAUCAAGAACAGGUUUUUGAGGUCUAAGACCCUGAACACUGUCCACUGGAGAAUAUACCGCCCCACCACUGGGGCGCUCCUGCUGCUCACUGCCCUUCAGCUCUGUGACCAGGUCAGUGCCUACGGCUUCAUCACCGAGGGCCAUGAGCGCUUCUCUGAUCACUACUAUGACAAAUCAUGGAAAAAAACAAUCUUUUACAUCAACCAUGACUUCAAGUUGGAGAGAGAGGUCUGGAAGCGGCUGCACGAUGAAGGCAUAAUCAGGCUGUACCAGCGUCCUACUACUCCCAAACCAAAGAUCUGACUGGAACCAGGGCUAUAGCAGUCUCUUCAGCUGUCCCAAGGCACGGACGGGGCUCCAAGCCACCGCCACCCCCUCGCGACUUCUGAGAGGAAACGUCUGUACAGAGGAGGAGAUGCCCUCAAGACUGAGGCUUUGGAGGCCUUGGGAAGUUGCCACAGGUUCUAUUCCAUGGAGGGCAGAGGGGAGGAAGCUCCUUUCUUAAGACCAACGAAGUCAAGUGGGAUGACGAGUGGCCAAACCACAAAUCUCGGUUGAAAAUCACCCUUUACUGUCCAAAAGCUACUUGGCACAGAAGAAAGAGCCUGAGUUUACAGAAACGUAGAUUUGGGUUUGAAUUCCGAAUCUACUUAGCCACUGUGACAUCUGGAAGCUGUCACUUAAUUCCACUCUAGAUUAUCUAGAGGACCGACCCUUCCAGGGGUUAUCUGAUUCUAGAAGAGUCUACACCUUUCCUUGUUUUUGAGUUUUUUGACAACUCUCUGGGUAGUAGAAAACGGACAGUGAUAAAAAUGAUUCUUGUCCAUGGCCAUGCAAACAAAUUUUGUAUAAUAAAAAUGCAAGUAAUUAUUCCCCUGUAGAUAGUGACCCAUUCGUACCUAUUAUCAAACUCACUUUAGUAUUCCCGAUUGUCUCUACCCUGUGUGUCUGUACUGUGGGUUCUCCUUGGAACCAGUUUUCACAUCUUAUUAGUUCCUUCAUU